CAAGAAUCUACCUGAUUUACGUUCAUGAUACAUAUAUUUUACGAGUGGUUGAUUUUUCAACAAAUACUGUGAUAUUUGUGUGUUUAUUCAACACAGAAAACGCGGAUUAAACUAAAACUUAAAAAUAUAUGAAUACAGUUGAACAGACUCAGAGAAAUGGCAAGACGGCCGUGCCUUUCCUUAUUCACCCUUUUUUGCGUUGUAUCUGCUGCACUUCUAGCUGCCAUAUAUUUCCCAAUCGAUUUUGGCAACAAGAAAGACGAAACAGCUAGUACAUCCAACUUAUUUGUUAUAAAAAACGAUGUACCAGGAGCAAAGCUGAAUGAAGUUCGUACAUAUCCAUUAAAAGGAGAUAAACAUUGUCUAGCUACAGUAGAAUCAUAUCUAGACAACAAAGGACAAUUCAUUAUCCCAUCAGAGGAACUGUUUUCUACACUACCAAACAAUGUUAUCGCAUGUUUAUAUAAAAGAUAUGGGAGCACACUGCAGACAUACUGUCCAAUGCACAGCCGUCACGGAAGUGUUAAGGAUGGAUGGACUUUUUGUCAAAGUGGAUGCUACACACCCAAUGCAAAUACAAUGAUAUAUGCUAUCAGUUCAGUCAACGAUGCGGUAAAUGAGAAGAGUGUGAAACUGAAGCUUAAUUCCAAUGUAGAACGCUUCAGUAUAAAACAAAAGACCGGUUGGUCUCUUAGUAAACAGUUAGUAGUUUCAAAAAAAGUCAAUGGAUCAACAGGACAAAACACACAGACCGAGACAGAUUUGACUAAACUUCUCGAUAAAAUCAAAACUAAAACGGGAACAGAAGAUGUACUUAUUAUCGAUGCUGGUGGUAUAACGAAACAAAUCAUGGAUACAGUUUUAAAGUCCGCUGUUUUAGAAAAAUUUCAACAAGUGUUAAUACGGACGAACUACAUGUCAGGAGGGAGCAUAGACUAUAAAUCCGCCUUACGCCAUUACAGGUCAAUUUACGAAGAAGGAUUUAGAUUAUUUUGGUCAAGAGAAGAAUGGGGUUGUGCCCGGGGACUUCUAACUGGAUGUCUUUAUUUACAUUUUAUGCACAAGGACUGCAGAGAUUCCUCGAAAAAGAUGGAUGAUACACAUUUAACAAUUCCAGAUGAGUCUACACUAAAUACAUAUGAUAAUGCUACAAUAACGGACUUAUACACAAGAUACUUAACAUCACUCCAGAUUCACUGUACCCAAGUAAUACGACCUGGAAUACUUAAAGAUGGUGGAUGGAACGUUUGUCAUGAUGCUAAAUAUAGACCACCUGUAAAUUGUCUUGUAUAUGACUUUGGGAUUGGAAAUGAUUUCGUUUUUGAUGAUGACAUGACGAAGAUAUAUGGUUGUGAAGUUCAUGGUUUCGAUCCAACCAUGAAAAUGAAAUCAAGGAGAAGAUCUGAAAAAGCUUGGUUCCACGAUGUUGGUAUUGGAGAAGUUGAAUAUACAAGACGUAACAAAUUUAAGAUGUCUACAUUCCAAAAUAUAAGUAAAGCUCUUGGUCAUGAAAAUAGAAAAAUGAAUAUUAUUAAAAUGGACAUUGAAAAAUCUGAAUGGGUCAGUAUGCCAGUUAUGAUCAAGCAAGGAUAUUUCAAAGAUGUAAAACAGUUUCUUAUUGAAUUCCAUGCGUAUCCUGCUGUGUCCUAUCUUUCGCAAUUGAAAGCAUUAUAUGAUAUAGGAUUUAGGAUUUUUUGGUACCACAGAAAUCCAUUUUGGAAAAAUUUGUUUGUUCACAAUCAUACUCAACAUUCUGCUUGCUACGAAGUUCAUAUGAUGAAAGUUGAUGUGUAAAAUCAUACUGGCAUGGAUAACGAAUAUUUGAUUGACAUAAAAAGAAUCAUUCCAAUAUGUAAGGUGUUCUACAGCACAUCUAAACAACAGGAAUGCAUGAGUCGAAUUCAAAUGAAUAGACUGGCAUGUAGCUGAAAUGUUUUUAUUAAUGUUAUUCUUUUUAAUUUUAAAUAACAUUUUUCAUGGUAAUAUAUAUAUUUUUUUUAUAAAAAAAUCUAUUUGGUAAAUCAUGCGAUGUAAAAAAAAGGGUCCUGUACAAUUAUUAUCGUUUUUAUUUUUAGAAAAACCUAGCGAAAGCCAGAAUGCUAGUCUUAUACUCCUGAUUCCUCCUUUUUAUAUAUUAACACGGAAAAUGUCGAGGAACUCUAGUCUUAUAUCAAUUCAUAAAAGAUACCAGGCUAAAAAUUGUGUACGCUGGACGAGUCGUCUGCAGAUGGCUCUUCAGGUACGCUCGAACAAUAAGUAAGAAGCGUAAAAUUAAACGUUUAGAGCAUUAAGUACAAGCAAAUCCCCAAGGUUUUAAAAUAAACAGAUAAGAGAUAAACUGGGUUAGAAAAGUAUUUAGUAUUCUAAAACAAAAUAAAGCGAUCAAUAUGGUAAUCCAUUUUUUGUUGAUAAUUUUUUUUUUCUGCAUCUCAAGUUUUCUUUUUUUCAUAAAUUUUCUAUUAUAUUAAUAGUAACUUAUAUAAUAAGAAAAUAUUCUAUCUCUAUAUUUUGUUGAUCAUCAAAUGUUAUUGUUAUGAAGUUAAAAAAAGUUCGACAUUUACCGUAUAUAUUUAUAUAAUCAUUCAACAUUGGUACCUGAUAAUAUAGAUGAAAUUAUUUCUUGUUAUUCUGUGGUUUACAUGUCGAAAUCGACUAUUAUGUUAUUUAUGAAUGUCUUUUUUUGUCAUGGAACAUCUUAAAUUCAUUUGUACUGUAUUCCUGUCACGUAAAGUAGUCAAUUACACAGUAUCUAAACAUAGCUGUAUAAGCUGGAGGUUUUGCUAGCCAGAAAUAAUUAGUUUAUAUGUACUUUCAUUUGUGUUUUUUGUUUUACUUCAGUGUUCCUGUUGUUCCGUUGUAUUCCUCUUUAAGUAGAUGUGAUUCUCUUGGGUUUAGAUGCUGUCCGAAUUUAUUUUCUCUUAGUCGAUUUAUGUCUUUUUAACAGCGGUUUACUACUGUUGCCUUAUUCAAUCGUCACCACGAUUCUCAUUUAGAAGUAACAGAUCCGACAGCACACCAUAAUUUCGGAGUCUCUGUUUGUCAUACAGCUCACGAAGAAUUUAUACAUUCCCUUUUACUGAAUAGACAUUGUGUCAUUUUCAUCUCUUAAUGAAGCAAAAAUUCUGAGUUUUGUAAAGUGAUAACAAAAUGCUAAUUGGUAAACAAAAGGUUCUAAAUAUUGUUUUACCAACACAUACAUGCAAUUUGACUUCUUUUUUGUUUCAUUACAAUUGUUUUGUUUAAUUUAAUUCAUGAAAAACA
Messenger RNA from Mytilus trossulus (common blue mussel), 3261 nucleotides. RefSeq lists its product as uncharacterized. Lineage: Eukaryota; Metazoa; Mollusca; Bivalvia; Mytilida; Mytilidae. The transcript is spliced from 15 exons. The coding region runs from base 157 to 1794 and encodes 545 amino acids. The record is from RefSeq and is a predicted model, not a curated record.